AGUUCAUUGGUCACCAACAUUGUCCCCUGUGUGACACUAGUGAUUACUUUACACAAUAAAUGUUAGGCGCUUGUAAUGAGCUUUCCUUUGUUAUCCAAAUCGUACGGUUUUAAGGCAUAAGGUGAUUAGCUUUUGCCAGCGGACGUUUUGAAGCUUUCAUCGAUAAAACGUCGCCGUUUUGCUGUUUAAUACGCCAUUUCCGGAGCCUUUUUACCAAAGUUGACAAACUUUAAAGAACCAUAAAGUAUGGUUUCGUUGUGAGAGGCUCGUUGUUUAAGAUACGUUUUUCCUUCCUCGCUACUGUAAACGGUGUAAUCGAAAUAGAUUGGUUGGACAAACAAACAAACGAACGCUUUCAAGUUUGAACUGCCAGACCGACUUGGGAAAGAAGUUCAAAGAAUUGAGGCGAUCUCAAGCGGCGCAUGUUUCCAUGUUUCCGGCAGAUUCCAAACCAUUUGCGUCAUCGAGGAGACGAAGAAAUCUUGAGGUGCCCGUGAGUGGAAUGUGCGUGCUCUUGGAAAAACAAAGCUUCCAUUAACAACUGUCAUAUAUUAAGAGAAAUAACACACGCUGACACCGCUCUUGACGGAAACGAACUUUAAAACGAAGUGAACAUUUCACUGAAGGCUCGAAAGUACACUGAAGACAGUCUCAAGAAUUUCAUUGCCUCAUCUGGUUCAUUUUGGUCAAGCUGCUAAAGCCACGAUGGUUUCCACAAACUCAGGGACAUUCCUUGAAAAUAUCGACACAACUCUGGUCAACUUUUAUGUCGCUUUCUUACUAACAAUCGUGUUCUUUUCUUUGCUAGCUAACAUCAUAGUUCUCACGGCAUUAUACGCUCAGAGGGCAAACCUCCGAAACAGUAUGGACAUGUUUAUUGCAAAUAUGGCUGUGUCAGACAUUAUUUCAUCGUUUUCGGCCACAUUUACUCUUAACAAUGCUAAACUACGGUGGAGUAGUGGAAGUGGAACUUGUAAAAUGUGCUAUUAUCUGGUUUUUGUAUCAUAUGCAGUGACUGUGCUUACACUGUGCCUAGCAAGUGUGGAUCGUUUUUACGGAAUCUGUCUGCCAACGAAACACAGGCAAGUUUUCCUUCUCAAGAAACAAAGGAUUUCCAUCUGUUUGAUAUGGAUCUUAUCAUGCCUGUUGUUUGCACCUUAUGUUUACGCCUACGAAGUUGAAGAAUUCAAAUUUUCCAGCGGGAAAACAAAUCAAAUAUGUACGCAAACAUGGAACACUGACAGUGAGCAAAUAUACUAUUCAUUAGUCAUGUUAUUACUGUUGUUUCUGGCGCCCAUUGCUUUGUUCAUCUUCGUUUUUGUCAAAGUGUUUCACAAAUUACAAGAGCCGAGGAGCACGGCUUCAGGAGGGAACGCUAUUCUUCAUAAAAAGCGCAAGCAAAUGACGUUUAUGCUUUUAUUAAUGAUCACUUCGCAGUACAUUUGUUGGGGUCCCGCCGUUAUAGGGAACAUCUUACACAUCUUCGGUAAUACUCCUCGCAGCUACUUUAACGUUUGGCUGCUUUUCGAGCUUCUUCAUUUUCUGCGUUCAAUAGUUUUUCCUUUGAUUUACCUCGCAAUGUAUCACAACUUCCGCACAAGUUUGAAAGCGUUGUUUUCUUUUUGUUGUUCAGCGGCGUCUGACACCAGCAACACUACUACUACUGGUGCAAUGAACAAUCUCUCACAGCCAUCUUCUGUCCCAGUAUCCUACGCGGCCUCUGAUCGUUCAGCUUCGUACGUUCCAGAAGAUGACAUGUACACAACUAUUUAGACAAACAAGUUUAACUUGGCGA
Messenger RNA from Orbicella faveolata, 1795 nucleotides. RefSeq names its product orexin receptor type 2-like. Gene Ontology annotation, biological process: G protein-coupled receptor signaling pathway. Gene Ontology annotation, cellular component: plasma membrane. Gene Ontology annotation, molecular function: G protein-coupled receptor activity. NCBI's taxonomy places the organism in Eukaryota, Metazoa, Cnidaria, Anthozoa, Scleractinia, Merulinidae. The record is from RefSeq and is a predicted model, not a curated record.